UCAAGGUUAUAGGAUCAAUCGGUGACAAUACAUGUAAUGCAACUUCUCUUCAGGACAGCGAGGUAACUUGAAUUUAGUAACCAUAGUCGAGUCAAUUCGCAACGAUUCUCUAGACGAAUAGCAUAACUUCUUAAAAACGUGGAUAUGGUAGUAUUUGUAAAGAAUUUUAACUGGAUCAAGCAAAUUAUAAACGGAGUAUUUCAGCAACAGGUGCUCAAACAUUAAUUGUGCAUCCUUCCCGCUAAGGAUUGUAUGGUGGUAAAUGUCGAACAGCACUUCAGUUCUCCCCGAAACUCACUUCCUAAGUAGGCUACAACUAUUUUGAUGGUCUCUUCGUCUUUGUUUUUAAUAUCAAAACCAUGAGGAUCCUCUUCAGAAACCUACGCCUCAGUAGAUGUUCCAUUAUCAUUGGGACUGCGUUGGUGUCAUUGAUUGGUGUCAUCUUUAUGACGAUGGACGUCAAUGUCUCACUACCAUAUAGGGGAGAGCUCAGAGUGUGGCGUAAGAACCACACAGGUUGGCAUUGGAACACCUCUGCCUCCACCACACCACUGCUGGCACAGCCUACUGUGGAUGUUUUCAAGUGCUCCCUCAAUGACAGCAUGCAGAAUAUUCCGUCCUCUGUCCCACCUCCCCACCGUAACUUCCUCAUGUAUAAACACUGCAGGACAUUCCCCCGCCUGCUGUCUCCAACACCCUGUGAGAAUGACCUUUUUCUCCUGCUGGCCAUUAAGUCCACAGCCAUCCAGGUGGAUCGCAGGAUUGCACUCCGGAGCACUUGGGGGAAGAGAGGAUAUGUUCAGGGUAAAAGGGUGAAACUGUUGUUCUUAGUAGGUAAGUCGUUAGACAGAAUACAGGGAUUCCUGCUGCAGCAGCUACUGGAGUGGGAGAGCAGGCAGUUUGGGGACAUCCUGCAAUGGGAUUUUGAGGACAGUUUUUUCAACCUGACCCUGAAGGAGGUCCACUUCCUGAACUGGUUCACCUUGGAGUGCCAGUGGGCCCACUUUGUGUUCAAAGGGGACGAUGACGUUUUUGUUCACACAAGCAAUCUGGUUGAAUAUGUUAAAGGCCACAAGCCCUCGGAGCAACUCUUCGCUGGUGACAUAAUUUCAAGAGCCUAUCCAAUCCGGCACAACCAAUGGAAGUACUUCAUACCAGAGGAGAUGUACCCCAACAAGCCAUAUCCUCCAUACGCUGGCGGUGGGGGCUACCUGAUGUCACGUCAGACUGUGCUGAGCCUGGGAGUGGCAGUGUCCAGCACUGACCUCUUCCCCAUUGAUGAUGUCUUUGUGGGCAUGUGCCUGCAGAAGAUUAAUGUGACGCUGACACACCACUCUGGCUUCAGAACCUUUGGGUUCCAUCAGGUGGUGUCACAUUUCAACCCCUGCAUUUACAGGGAGAUCAUGCUGGUACACAAACUGAAUCCCACCGAGAUGUGGACCAUGUGGUCUCUACUGCAGGACACAAAGCUGAAGUGCUUUAGAUUAAGGAUAUGAGGCAUCAGGUGUUGUGUGUAUCUUGCUGUACUUGUCUGUCUCACUACUGUAAAAGAAGCAUUCCUUUCAUAGAGAAAUUAUCCUUAUAAAUGGUCAAAAAUAGCUUCCUUUCCUUCAUCGAUAUUUCUAUUUGAAGUAUUCUGACAUAUUGGCUUUACUGUGUAUUCUGUUCAGCAAAGAUGGUGUACGAGCCCUACGGAGAUUUGAUACUUUUGACAAGGAAGUUUGUAGAAUUUUUCUUGGGUUCUGGAAGGUCGAACAGAAACUUUAAAAACAGGUCUAGUGGGUUACAGAGGUACGUACUGAUGGGUAACAAACUUAACAGGUCUAGUGUGCUGUGGGGAAGGGGAGCUGUGGUGUACAAUUAUUAUAAACAAUCAAUUGUUUGAGGGAGCAGUGAUGAACUUGUCUACUAUAGCUGAAAUCUGUGGGUUGUAAAUGUAUAUUUAAAUGUGAUGUCAUAAUGCUUUCUGAAACAUGUGGUCAUUUCCAGGGUUUUGUCAGUUUCUAUUCAGAUGAACUUUAUUGCAUAGCAGGGCCCGUACUUUCUUAUGAGGAAGUAGAUUGUGUAAAGAAAAUAUAAGAGAACAACAUUAAAAGAAAUAGUGUAAUAUGAAAUGUGUUUGAAGGGUAAUUUCAUGUGAGCUCCUGCAAAUGUUUUGAGACACAAUCCUUUAAAAAUGUAUCCAUAAAUUGAAUUCAUUUUUGUACAGAUAUUCAACAUUUAAAAAGUUAGGUACAAAAAUGCAUGAGCAUUAUACCAUCUUUAAAAUACUGUAUCCUCUUAAAUUAUAAUUGAAUUACGCAACGUUCUUGUAAAGGCCAUUUUAAAAAAGAACCAAGGAUUUUAAGAUAGGAGAUAAAUAAAGUGUGUGCAGUUCUUUAGGUUUGUUUAGCAGUUUCAACCUUGACCACGAUCCCACUGUCCUAUGAGCCUGAGGUCAGGUGUUUUUUUUACUGAAAGUCAACCAGUGUUGGGUUUCACUGUUCCAACACUUCCAGUCAGCAGGAGCCAGCUAUAUCCCUCUGCAUACCUUUCCACCACACAACUAUCACACCGACAAAUUGACAAGGCAACCUUUUUAAAAUUGUGUCCAAUCGUAAAAAAGAACUAUAGCCUCUCAACUUUGCACUCUGAAGAGGCAUGUAAAUUUGUGCACCUCACCACUUCCUUGUGGGUGACACCUGUUUUUCAGCAGUCAUGCAAAAUGUGAUAGAAUGUACUGUAUGUGGUUGAAAAGGUGGCUGUUGUCUGUUUGUAUACUGAACAAAAAUCUAAACGCAACAUGUAACAAUUUAAUUGAUUUUACUGAGUUACAGUUCAUAUAAGGAAAUAAGUCAAUUUAAAUAAAUUCAUUAGGCCCUAAUCUAUGGAUUUCACAUGACUGGGAAUACAGAUAUGAAUCUGUUGGUCACAUAUACCUUUAAAAAAAAGGUAGGGGUGUGGAUCAGAAAACCAGUCAGUAUCUGGUGUGACCAUUUGCCUCAUGCAGCGUGUCAUAUCUCCUUUGCAUAGAGUUUAUCAGGCUUUAGAUUGUGGCCUGUGGAAUAUUGUUCCACUCCUCUUCAAUGGCUGUGUGAAGUUGGUGGAUAUUAGCGGGAACUGGAACACUCUGUUGUACACAUCGAGCCAGAGCAUCCCAAACAUGCUCAAUGGGUGACAUGUCUGGUGAGUAUGCAGGCCAUGGAAGAACUGGGACAUUUUUCAGCUACCAGGAAUUGUGUACAGAUCCUUGCGACAUGGGGCUGUGCAUUAUCAUGCUCGCCCAAACAAUGCCAUACAUGUGGUCUGCGGUUGUGAGGCCGGUUGGACAUACUGCCAAAUUCUCUAAAACAAUGUUGGAGGUGGAAUUUUUAUUCUUGAACUUAUUUAGGCUUGCCAUAAGAAAAGGUUUGAAUCCUUAUUGACUAAAGACAUUUCAGAUUUUCAUUUUUUAUUAAUUUGUAAACAUUUCUGAAAACAUAAUUCCACUUUGACAUUAUGAGGUAUUGUGUGUAGAUCAGUGACACAAAAUCUAAAUGUUAUCAAUUUUAAAUUCAGGAAAACAAGUAUUUCCAAUGUCACAACUGGUAAUUACCACCAUUCCACUUGGUUAUGAAUGCAGAAUUACAUUCUCCACAAACAUGGUGUAUUAUUCUGUGGUGGAGAAAGCCCCAGAGGUAGACUGGGCACCAGUCUGUUUGUGCCAUCAUGCCACCCCUUGUCAUGCCAAACAGCUGACAUGAUAGCACAAACAUAUCUGGCACUAGGCUACCCCAACGGCACAAUUAUGUGUGACCUGCUUACUUUUGGUAUGAGACAAAAUAAGUUUGCCGCUUGAAGCCUAUUGUAGGCCUAUUUCAUAUACGAGCAAUUUCACAGUAAAAGAGUGACAUUGACUCAAAUCAAAUGUUAUUUACCACAUGCUAUAAUCUGAUGAUGUGUGUAGUUUUAGUCAGAAUUAGAACAAGGACAUUUUGUUCCUUUUUAGUAUGUAAACAGGGUGCAAGUGCGAAACAAAUGAUAAGAGGAGCUAUCAACAGACAAGCUGGACUACUGUGUUCCUUACAGGACAUUCUGUCUCCACCCGUGGAGGGGAGAAACUGUUGGGCUCACAGAAAAUUAUGAAAUGAGUUGCAGAUUAAAGAAACAAUGUAUCUGUAUAGUGGAAAAAUACAGACUGCCUGAGCAAGGCAUAGUUUAAGAUUUUAACUUGUAUGCAUGUGCGAAGGAUACCUACUGUUUGUGUGUAUGUAUGUGCGUAGGAUAUCUACUGUUUGUGUGGAAGUAUGUGCCCAGCUAUAAAAUGGAUGUCUUUUUAUAAUGGACUUCUCAUGAAUAAACUACUAUCUUUUUGCAUAA
Molecule: messenger RNA, 4338 nt
Organism: Oncorhynchus kisutch (coho salmon)
Lineage: Eukaryota; Metazoa; Chordata; Actinopteri; Salmoniformes; Salmonidae
Product: N-acetyllactosaminide beta-1,3-N-acetylglucosaminyltransferase 4
Exons: 2
Coding region: 360-1496 (378 amino acids)
Biological process (GO): poly-N-acetyllactosamine biosynthetic process; protein O-linked glycosylation
Cellular component (GO): Golgi membrane
Molecular function (GO): N-acetyllactosaminide beta-1,3-N-acetylglucosaminyltransferase activity
Source: RefSeq, a predicted model, not a curated record